UGCGCAGGCGCGUAUUUGUGGCGUGCCGCACGACAUCGUGCAAGUGUGUUCGUCGUCUUCGCCGCACCGACACACUCUAAACAUGUCUAGAGUUUACAUCGGAAGACUGAGCUACCGGGCCAGGGAAAAGGAUGUCGAGAAGUUCUUCAAGGGAUACGGAAAGAUACUCGAAGUGGACUUGAAAAACGGUUAUGGAUUCGUUGAGUUUGACGACCCCCGCGAUGCGGAUGACGCGGUGUACGACCUGAACGGGAAGGACCUGUGUGGUGAGAGGGUUAUUGUUGAGCACACCAAAGGACCUCGCCGGGAUGGGAGCUAUGGCGGCGGAAGAAGUGGAGGCGGCGGCGGCGACCGAGGAGGCGGCGGUGGCGACCGAGGGGGUGGUGGUGGUGGUGGUGGUGGUGGAGGAGGAGGCGGGGGUGGAGGAGGCUAUGGCCGCGGUGGAAGAGACCGAUACGGUCCACCGACCCGUACCGACUACCGCCUCAUUGUGGAGAACCUCUCUAGCCGUUGCAGCUGGCAGGACCUCAAGGACUACAUGAGGCAGGCCGGAGAGGUGACGUACGCCGACACCAACCGAGGCCGCAAGAACGAGGGCGUGAUCGAGUUCCGCCUGUACGCCGACAUGAAGAGGGCCCUGGAGAAGCUGGACGGCACCGAGGUCAACGGGCGUAAGAUCAGGCUGAUCGAAGACCGGCCCGGCGCCCGGCGCCGCCGCUCCUACUCCCGGAGCCGCUCCAGGUCUCGCUCCAGGAGCCGUCGGUCCCGCAAGAGCCGCAGCCGCAGCGACAGCAGCAGCCGCAGCCGCUCCCGCUCCAGGGCCGCGUCCCACUCCCGAAGCCGCUCCCGCAGCAAGAAGAACAAGGACAAGAAGGAGGAGGAGCGCACCAACGGCUCGCACAAGAAGGACGCCCGCAGCCGCAGCCGGAGCCGCAGCCCCAAGAACAAGGAGCGCAGCCGCAGCCGCAGCGUCAAGAACAAGGAGAGGAGCCGCAGCCGCAGCGUCAAGAAGGAGGCGCGUAGCCGCAGCCGCAGCCUGAAGAACAAGGAGGCGCGCAGCACCAGCCGCAGCCGCAGCCCCCGCAGCAAGAAGGCCAAGAAGGAGGUGAAGAAGGGCCGCAAGGACGAGUCCCGCUCCAGGUCCCGCUCCCGCUCCCGCUCCGACGUCAAGGACCGCAGCAGGAAGUCGGGCUCCAAGGGGCGCGAGGAGGAGGGGGGGGCCGCGCCGCGGAGGGUCUCCCGUUCGCGCUCCCGGAGCCCCGUGGAGCCCAAGCAGAGGGCCCGCUCCAAGUCCAAGUCCAAGUCCCGCUCGCCCACCCCCGCCAAAGCCCGGUCCGCCUCGCGCUCCCUGUCCCCGUCCAAAUCCCGCUCGCCGUCCCGCUCCCGUUCCCGGUCCUAGUCCCGUCACGGUGCUGUCUGCUACGAGCCCCUUACCGAGUCGUCGUCGUCCCCCCCCACCCUCCCUGUCUACAUUCCCCUGCUCCCCCCCCCCCCGUCUCUCUCCCGAUCGUUUUUUAAUGACUAGCUGUAGAACCCUGGCCACUCCGUCUCAAUGUGACCCCUCUGGACAUGCUUCAGUUUUUUUUUUUUGACUUAAUGUGGAUAUUUUUUCAGAUAGUCUCUCCAAGGGGGUGUUUGCAAAGUAAUGGGGGUUGAAAGCCUAGUUUUAUGCGUUUUUAAGUGGAUUAAAUGUGCUAGGGCAGUUUUAUCACAGGUUUGCAUUGUUCCAGUAAUGUGCUGGGUCAGGCGUUUUUUGUUUUUUUUCUUCUGUGACUUCAAGCCGUUUAGAAAACUUUUUUUUGUUUCCUUUCAGAAUAAAAAACUAAAACAUUA
Gadus macrocephalus (Pacific cod) is the source of this 1833-nucleotide messenger RNA. RefSeq names its product serine and arginine rich splicing factor 4 (gene srsf4). The transcript is spliced from 6 exons. Gene Ontology annotation, molecular function: mRNA binding. Lineage: Eukaryota; Metazoa; Chordata; Actinopteri; Gadiformes; Gadidae. Gene Ontology annotation, biological process: alternative mRNA splicing, via spliceosome; mRNA splice site recognition. Bases 83 to 1399 code for a protein of 438 amino acids. Gene Ontology annotation, cellular component: cytoplasm; ribonucleoprotein complex; nucleus. The record is from RefSeq and is a predicted model, not a curated record.